Messenger RNA from Lynx canadensis (Canada lynx), 1629 nucleotides. RefSeq names its product DMRT like family B with proline rich C-terminal 1 (gene DMRTB1). Gene Ontology annotation, molecular function: RNA polymerase II cis-regulatory region sequence-specific DNA binding; DNA-binding transcription factor activity, RNA polymerase II-specific. Gene Ontology annotation, cellular component: nucleus. Bases 31 to 1155 code for a protein of 374 amino acids. The transcript is spliced from 5 exons. The record is from RefSeq and is a predicted model, not a curated record. NCBI's taxonomy places the organism in Eukaryota, Metazoa, Chordata, Mammalia, Carnivora, Felidae. Gene Ontology annotation, biological process: sex differentiation; regulation of transcription by RNA polymerase II; germ cell development.
UCUGCAGCAACCAGAGGUGGCGGUUGUGCUAUGAAGGAAGACCCUGCCAAGCUGGCCGACAAGAUGCUGCGCACCCCCAAGUGCUCCAGGUGCCGGAACCAUGGCUUUCUGGUGCCGGUCAAGGGCCAUGCGGGCAGGUGCCGCUGGAAGCAGUGCACCUGCGAGAAGUGCUACCUGAUCACCGAGCGCCAGAAGAUCAUGGCUGCGCAGAAGGUGCUCAAGAAGCAGGCCUCCGAGGAGGAGCAGGACGGGGCCCUCGUCGCGCAGGGCCCGGAGCUGUUGACAGGGGCCGCGGCCGCGGCCGCAGCCCUGGGCGCAAGCCUCCGCCAGCUGCCUCUGCUGACCGCUUCGGGAGACUGGGAGCCAGGCCCCGAGGGCCGCGUGGCCGCCGGCUUCCCAGAGAGGCCCCCACGGGGCCCGAGCCCCGGCCCGAGCGCCUUCCAGCCAGUUCUGGGCGGCCACGGCCGCGGCCGCGGCCACGUGGGGCCGAGCGGCGAUCGAGCCGCGGUGGCCAUGCCCGGUUCGGCGGGGCCCCAGCUUGGAAUGGAGGUAGCAGGCAGGGGGUGCCCUGACCGCCUGGGGCUGCGCAGUCCGUUGCGGCCCCUGCCCAGCCCGCCGUUCGACUUCGGGCUCCCUCUGAACAUCAGCUCAGAUCAUGUGGUGGGGCCUGAGCACCUGGAGAGACAGCCUUCCAAGCUGUACCCCAGCUGCUCCAACAUGCAUUCCUACUGUGCAUUCCCGCUGGGCUACCAGGAUGGAUCCCCGCCUCCGGGGAUCCCCCUGCAGCGGGGCUUCCGGCAUGUGUCCUGCAGCCCCUACCAUGGAGGAAGCUUGGUGUCGGAGUCGGUGGGAGACUUCCAGCCAAGCUACUACCCGCCGCCUCCGCCUCCGCAGCAGCCUCAGUUCCUCCCGCCCGGCUUCCUGUCUGCGCUCCACUUCCUCCCACCGCUGCCGCCGCCACCGCCGCCGCCACCAGCAUCUUUCUCUCUUGCUGUCCUGUCUGACACAGACAAGGAGACCACUGACGACCAGGAUGUGAAGGUGCCAGCACCGGCGCCGGAGGAGCCGCCCGAGGUGCCGCCCGAGAAGAAGGAGGAGGGGGAGGAACCACCGCCUGAGCCCAGCCAGCCGCCCUCUCAGGAGCAGUCUGACUAGGCCGGGUUCCAGGACAGGAGGCACAUCUAUUUCAGCCUUCUGCUUCUGCCUCUGCUUGGUCCCAGCUGGGGGCACAGACACCAAGCUUCCAGCACAUCCAGGUGGCUGGUGGGAGCAGCGGGGGCCCAGGGCGUUGACGGCAGGUUCUGCAGCGUCCUUCCUUGCUGCUCGGGCUCCCGAGGGCUGCCUGGCCACUGCCCCGCGCCCCUUCUCCAAUGGGCUUUACUGAGCAUUCUGACCGCCGGGGCUCCCAUCCAUAAAGUUUAAGCCAUUAUAGGCAUCAUUUCUGGUUUAAAAAAAUCUAUUAAAGUUUGAUUAUUUGAUAUUUUUAUAGUGAUUGCCAACUUUAAAAAGUAGGCUGUUUGUAAGCACUGAUACAGUUCUCAGACAAUAGAAUGGUGCUUCUAAAUCAUCUGUGGUAUCCGUUCCUUCUCUGGGGACAGCUGACUGUUGAAAUAAAAUGAGCAUUGGAAA